GGGAAUCACCAGCAUCUAACAGUUUCGACUUGGUUUCGACCCACUAAUUUUUACUAUAGAGACUAAUUGUAAGUCACUAUGAGCUGAGCACCAAGAAGAGCGGCGGACUGGACUAGGGCAGAUGAGAAGGAGAUGCCAACGAGAAACAGAAGGAAAAACCGUCUGAGUUCAAACUGUUGUUCAAACUCUUUGCAGUGCUAUAUUUGAUAACAUAUGAUAACAGUCCAUUUAUAUAUUUUGACGAUGAAUUUCAUGAAUUAUGCAUGAAUGCUGGAGUAAACAGUCUAAUUCAUUCAUUGGUCUGCUUGGACGCUGCUGAGCUGAUUUAUUUUUUUGAACAUCUUGCGACUGCUAUAUUAGAAGCAAUCAUCAUGGUGAAUCCGGCCACUAAUAGGAAAAACGGCAGGCGCAAAAAGGUGCCCAAACAAAUUGUAGCACAGCCUGCUAAUGCGCACCCGUUUUCUGCUUUGCGAAUCAACGGAAGGAAUCCAGUAAAACAUCCUUUUCCUCUGGAGGAAACUUUGGCUGUCAGCCGAGGGAAAAUAAAUACAAUUCCUGCUCUCCAGCAAGUGCUGCAGACAAUUCGCAUUGACGACGACUGCAAGCAAGAUAGCAAAACCAUCAUCCAUGACUUGAUAAAAAACAAUCUAAUCAAGAUCAUGAAAGAAAAAUGCGAGAUUUUCAAAAAACAUUAUCGGGACCUUGCUUUUGUGGGCAGUUUCUACGAAGGCUUGAAAAUAACUGACGCAGACGAAUUCGACUUGAACAUUGUUAUGAAAUUGCCAUUUGGUGCUCACACCCCUUAUGAGGUUUGCCAAGUACCAAAGGCGCCUGGACACAUGUCCAUUAAAUGGGAUCCAAAGUAUUUAAAGAAGAUUGAAAAGAGCUGUUCAGAAAACAUAAGACCAACUUUUAAAUGGGUUGAUGCUCAAGGUUAUCUUUUAACAAACAAGAUCCUCCAAUACAUGGAGAGUCUGGUUGCUAAGAGCGUGGCGGAGUACAACAGUGAACUCUAUGAGGAGGAUCAAAUUUCAAUCACAAAAAAUGGUCCAGCAUUGACUCUUUGGCACCAAAGUGAAGAUAUUUCUGUAGACUUGGUCCCAGCAUUUGACUUCCCCGCCAGAGAUUGUCCUCCACCACCAUUUAAAGAUCCAUCUAUGUAUUGUCAUCCCCGAAAAAAUAUGCGUUGGUUUAUUGUCCCAAAACCACUGAAGCAGCAUGGAUUGGAAAUUGCAUGGAGGCUGUCGUUUAGUGAGCACGAAAGGGAAAUCCUUUACGACUUAGGCUGGGUCAAGCCUGCCAUUAAAAUCAUGAAGAGGAUUCGAGAUAUAAUGGACUGGAGAACCCCUGACAGCUAUUCUCUGAAAACCGUGGCCCUCUGGCUCCUUGAUUACGGUUACUUGACACCGGAUGACAAGUUGGAUUUUGCCUUUGAAAAAAUGGCAAGGGGACUUAUGUACUACUUGGACAAAAAGAAAUUGCCUCUCUUUUGGGACCCACGAUUCAACAAGUUUGAGGACAUGAAUCCUGCUGAUUGCAAAAACAAAUUCAACUUCUUGGACAAGUAUCUGAGAAGCGAGAAAGACAUUGUUGAGCUCUGUGAGCUGGCUGCUGAAGAUUCUGAAGAUGAAGAUGAUGAGUUCUAUGAUUAGUAUGUAGUACACAUAUUAUUGUUUUAUUACGAGAGAUAUGUUGUAAUUUGAUAACAAUAUAUUCUCUGUGGUGGA
Messenger RNA from Neocloeon triangulifer, 1727 nucleotides. RefSeq names its product cyclic GMP-AMP synthase-like receptor 1. The coding region runs from base 264 to 1652 and encodes 462 amino acids. NCBI's taxonomy places the organism in Eukaryota, Metazoa, Arthropoda, Insecta, Ephemeroptera, Baetidae. The transcript is spliced from 10 exons. The record is from RefSeq and is a predicted model, not a curated record.